AGUGUGGUGAUGCACAAUCUUGCAAAACUGUUUUUCUAUUGUCUCAACGACGAGGUUGUUUCAAAUAUAAACCGGCAUUUUUGAAUAAACGCUGUACGCAGUGUGGCUGUACUGGAAGUUAGACUGGUCUUAUAUAGAUAUCUAGAAUAUCCAAUAUUUUACAUGGUCCUUCGAGCCGGAUUGUUCGAGGAGAAGUUGUGAUUUUGAUACGUAUCGCAAAGGUCAAAACAAGGUCGCUUAGAAACUACGAAAUUUGGAAUAUGAUCAGACUGUUUUCCUCGUCAAUAGCACUUCAAUUUUUUAGAAAAAACCUCACAUGCAAAGCAGAAUGAAUUUUCACAAAAUUUCGAAAGAGGACCACGAUUUUGACCUAUGAGUCUCCUCAAUAUAUUUUCUAGUCUAAAUUGAAGCCCAUUAUAGUGACGAUUUCCUCAAAUAAAAACCAUUUUGUGGGUAUUAUUUUGAAGACAAUGAUACAAACAAGUCAUUUUCAAAAUUAUAUUUUACCAUAUAUAAAUGUAUUUAUAUAAGUAAGACGCAAUAAUUAUUAUUGAUGGCGAAAUUAACAUAGAUUUUAACCCUUAUUACAAUACAAUAGUUUAUUGUUCCCACACGAAUGCCUAAAAUUAAUAUCAUUUUCUUACUUUGUUUUAUUUGAGUGUUAUCGAAAAUGGCUGCGAAUCUAGAACUAAGUGAAAUCCAACAUUUUUAUAAAAACAGCACGUUUUUAUUAACGGGCACAACUGGAUUUGUAGGAAAGUUGAUUUUGGAAAAAAUAUUAAGAACUUUGCACCCCCAACGUAUCUACGUUUUGAUAAGAGAUAAAGAUGGAAAAAGUGCCGAAGAACGUUGUGCCGAAAUGUUUGAUUCAUUGGCGUUUGAACCUCUUAAAAGGAGCGAUGCAGAUUUUUUUAAAAAGGUGACUUUGAUUCGAGGCGAUUUACAAGAACCAGAUUUAGGUUUAUCGGUAGCUGAUAAACAGCUAAUAAUAAACGAAGUAAAAUGUUUUUUCCAUUGCGCAGCUGCUUCUAAGCUUUCUGAAAGUUUAAAAAAUGCCACGUCUGUUAAUGUAAGAGGAACUAUUGCACUGUUAAAUAUUGCCAAAGAAAUAAAAAAUAUCAAGACGUUCGUAUAUCUUUCAUCCAUUUAUUCAAAUUUUCCAAAAUUUGAAGUACACGAAGAGUUCUAUGAACCAGCGAUCGCAGCAGAGGAUUUGCUAAAAAGUUUGGAAAACGUCAAUGAAGAUGGCGCUAAGUCAAUGCAGCAACAAUUACAAGGAGAUUGGCCAAAUGCUUAUACAUUUACUUUGAGUGUUGUGGAAGAUUACAUAAAAAGGAAAUCAAAAGGAUUACCAGUUACGAUUGUUAGACCCUCUUUACUUUUACCAUCUGAAUCAGAACCAAUAACCGGUUUUGUUGAUAAUAUUAACGGACUCUAUGGAGACACAGUAACUUAUGCUUUAGGUGUUAACAAGGUUAAUUAUUAUAAUAGUGGAAUUCUAGAUGUUAUACCAGCUGAUUAUGUAGUUAAUCUUUCUAUCGCAUCUGGAUGGUACGCUGGAUUACAAAAGCUAAGGCUACAAAGAGGUGACGUCAGUACCGUUGAUGCUAAUAUAUAUCAUUGUAUAACCUCACAAGAAAAACCUAUCACAACUGAUGACUGGUUUGAAGUAAUACAUACGGUAACAAGAGAAGUUCCAUCUGUAAAAAUGAUCCAAUUGCCGAUACAAUUUAAUACGUCAUCUUAUUACGUUUAUAAAUUUUUGACGUUCUUUUUGCACGUGUGCAUGGCUUUUCUAUGUGAUUUAGGAUUAAAAUUAGCAGGAAAAAAACAAUCAAUAAUGAGCAUGUACGACAAAAUUCAUCAAACACAAGAACUUUUUAGUCCUUAUUUAUUGAAACAAUGGUAUUUUUCUAAUGAUAAUACACAAAAAUUACUCAAACGACUCUCCUUCAAAGAUAGAUCUCUCUUCAAUUUCGACAUAUUCAAUUUGAACUGGGAGGCUUAUUUUGAUAGUUAUUCUAAAGGCAUUAGAGUUUAUUUGCUCAAGGAUCCCAUGUCAACUUUAACAGAAGGGAAAGAGAAGCAGAAAAAGAAGCUGAUAAGUCAAAUUCUUUCCGCUUCGAUAUUAACAAUUAUUUUAUAUGUAAUUAGUAAAUUUAUCUUAUUCAGAGUUUUGUUGAAAUAAGUUACAAAUAGGAAAUAAACAUUUGCUCACAAUA
This is a messenger RNA of Diorhabda carinulata, 2222 nucleotides long. Its product is annotated as fatty acyl-CoA reductase 1-like. NCBI's taxonomy places the organism in Eukaryota, Metazoa, Arthropoda, Insecta, Coleoptera, Chrysomelidae. The coding region runs from base 671 to 2188 and encodes 505 amino acids. The record is from RefSeq and is a predicted model, not a curated record. The transcript has 8 exons. Gene Ontology annotation, cellular component: peroxisome. Gene Ontology annotation, molecular function: alcohol-forming very long-chain fatty acyl-CoA reductase (NADP+) activity. Gene Ontology annotation, biological process: long-chain fatty-acyl-CoA metabolic process.